Pelobates fuscus (common spadefoot toad) is the source of this 1188-nucleotide messenger RNA. It is a transcript of the gene C1H11orf87, whose product is annotated as chromosome 1 C11orf87 homolog. Bases 181 to 738 code for a protein of 185 amino acids. The transcript has 2 exons. NCBI's taxonomy places the organism in Eukaryota, Metazoa, Chordata, Amphibia, Anura, Pelobatidae. The record is from RefSeq and is a predicted model, not a curated record.
CAGAAUGACGUCAGCGCAGCUCAGGCUGGCAAUAGGCUGCAGCUCCCAAGCCUCAUUCAAUGCCUUGUCUGCAGCCGGGAGCCAGCCAGCGGUACAGCAGCAGCAGCAUUCACCGCAGCAUCAGUGACAUCCUCAGUAGGUUGUUGCCUUUUUCCAGCCAACUUCAACUUCUGUGAUUUUAUGAGAUAUUAUCUAAUCUCAGUUCCAGUGGAAAAACAUACAGGUGCUUCUCCUUUUUGGUAUCAACAACCUUUCUCCAUGAGUCCAAGGUUCUCCAAACAGCUCAGGCUGUCUAUGUCACCUUGCCUCUUGAACAGGACAUCUCCAUCCAAUAGCACCACCAACUGUGUGACAGAAGUGGAACCUCUGUUCCAGUCCUUCUCCUCAACCUUGGUCUUAAUUGUUCUGGCCACGGUCAUUUUCUGCCUGGUUGUCCUAUCACUUAGCACCUUUCACAUGCACAAGAGCAAGAUGAAAAAGCGUAAGAUUGAGAAGGCUCAGGAGGAGUAUGAGAGGGACCACUGCAGUCCUAAGGCAGAGAGGAGUCAUUUCUAUGGAAAGGAGAAUAGACAACCAAGUGCCCCCCAGGACAGUAGCUCUUCACCUUCUCCAAUCAUUCAGAGGAAGGAAUCCACCAGCCUAAACCUGGAUUCCAGGAUUAUUGAGCAUUCUCAAAUAGAACCUUCUGUUUUGAACAAAACCAGUGAGGACCUGCUGCAGUCUGUAGUGUUGUCAUGAUCCAAAAUGACAGAGAAGGCUAUGUUCUUGUACAUAUUUGGUGACACUGUCUCUGAGAAAAAAGAAAUAAAUUCAAUUCAAUUAACAAGAGCAAAAUAUAUUUACAAGAGUCAAGCGCAUGAUUACAAAACCAUAUUGCGUUGCUACCAUUAAGUGUGUGAGAUAACAAAUAAUAAAAAAAAAAGGAUUCCUUGUAAUGCUUUUUUUUUUUUCUGGAGACAAGUCUGCACAAAUGCUACCAAAUAUAUUGUAAUUUGCCUGAGGACACUCACCCUUGCUGUAUAUACAAAGCGUACAGGAUAGCCGCAUCAUCUCCUUUACCUAUAUACCAAUUAUAAGGGAUUUAACAAACAUGAGCUUGCCAAAAUGACAAAUAUUGCACAACAUAACACAAUGUACUGGAAGAGAGAUGGCUGGAUCUUGUGUGCUAAAAAUACGGAACUGUAAUAU